AUGAGUGAAAGGAAAAGAGAUUAUCGCAGCGGCGCUGAGAAAAGAAAAAUUAAACAGAAAAGGGACGAGGUUAUAAAAAAAGUGCCCAAAAUUUCUUCAUUUUUUCAGAGACAAGAUACUGUGAGUGAUUUAGAUUGGAAAGAUUCUUCUGAAGCAUGUUCUUCGUCACAUAUCCAUCCGGAAAUAGAAGAAAGCCAAGCACAUACUUUAUCGGAUGUCCAUCCAGAAAUCGAGGAACCCCAAGUCAACGAUUCUGAUAUAUCUGCAGAUAAUGCAGAUUGUAAUAUAAUUUCAUCAGAUAGAGGAAAUUUUGGUGACAAUUUAACUGAAUGCGAACGAAAAAUAAUUUUUAAAUUGGGUCUAUUUAAACCACAAGGACCAUUUCCAAAAGUUUCAGAAAAUAACCGACCUUUUUCAGCUUAUUAUUAUUCAUAUUUCAAUCAGGCAGGCAUAAAAAUUAUAAGACCAUGGUUAUGUUAUUCUAACGUUUUAAACAAACCGUACUGUCACUUCUGUUGGUUAUUAGCAGAUCGUCAAAACAAAUCGUACUCCUCUGCUUGGGUUAACGGUGUUUCGGUUAAAAGCAAUUUCACACAAACUAUUCUUGACCAUGAAAAGUCACAGCAGCAUAUUAGUGCCUCACUCUCUUAUAAUAAUUGGUUGCAAGGAAAUACCAUCGAUACUCUAUUGAAAAGUGAAAUCGAUAGUAAAAUUACAUUCUGGAGAGAUGUACUGCAUCGUAUAAUUAAUGUUAUAAUUACUUUAGUAUCUUGUAAUCUACCUUUGAGGGGGCAUGAUUCUGAUUCUGGCAAUUUUAUGGCAAUUUCACGUCUGCUAUCUAACUAUGAUGCAACUUUAAAAGAACUUUUUCUAAAACCGAAAGGAUUCAUAGCAGUAACCGAUUGCAGUGCUGCAGGUCUGAAAACUGUCAUUUUAAAUUUGACUAAAGAAUAUGGAAUUGAUUUGACUAAAUGUAGAGGACAGGGAUACGAUGGAGCAAAUGUUAUGUCGGGUGUGUAUGGAGGAUUACAAACCCUAAUAAAAGAGCAUGCUCCAAAUGCCGAUUAUGUUCAUUGUGCUGCGCACGCUUUAAACUUAGUUUUGAACGAUGCUGCGAGACAUGUUCGUGAAGUAUCGACUUUUUUCGAUAAUUUAGAAAAAAUAUAUACUUUUUUGGCAAUAGUA
Molecule: messenger RNA, 1185 nt
Organism: Brenthis ino (lesser marbled fritillary)
Lineage: Eukaryota; Metazoa; Arthropoda; Insecta; Lepidoptera; Nymphalidae
Source: the annotation of a GenBank genome assembly